GCUGUCCGGCGAACGAACCAUCCAGAAGCCACCCACCCAUCGGCGCGAGGCGAUCGGAGACUCGGAGCAUCCCGGAGAGGAAGGCGAGCGGGCGGGUCUGCGACGCGGGGGGAAGGAUGGGGAAGACGCCGGUGCGGAUGAAGGCGGUGGUGUACGCGCUGUCGCCGUUCCAGCAGAAGGUGAUGCCGGGGCUGUGGAAGGACAUCACCACCAAGAUUCAUCACAAGGUCACCGAGAACUGGAUCUCCGCCACGCUCCUCCUCACCCCCGUCAUCGGAACCUACGAAUAUGCAAUGUACUACAAGGAGCAGGAGAAACUAUCCCACAGAUAUUAAGCCUGAGGCCCGCCAUGCUGAUCGCCGCAGCAGUUGGAAGUUCUCAUGAUGUUCUAUAAUUGUCCAAGAAAGAUUUAACAUUUUGGGAUCAGUUCUAGCUGUAAUCAGUUAUAGCUGUACUCAUUUCCAUAUUUCCUAAAUUCAUGCAUAUACAGUAUGCGUGCCUUGCAAACUUAUUUUGAGGCGUGCUACAUAUGCUGCCGUUUUGUCGCUGAAGUAAUUGUUAAAUAAAGCAAAUUAAUUGGCUGUUUCA
Molecule: messenger RNA, 588 nt
Organism: Phragmites australis (common reed)
Lineage: Eukaryota; Viridiplantae; Streptophyta; Magnoliopsida; Poales; Poaceae
Product: cytochrome b-c1 complex subunit 8-1, mitochondrial-like
Exons: 2
Coding region: 117-335 (72 amino acids)
Biological process (GO): mitochondrial electron transport, ubiquinol to cytochrome c
Source: RefSeq, a predicted model, not a curated record